Chaetomium globosum CBS 148.51 is the source of this 1071-nucleotide messenger RNA. RefSeq lists its product as uncharacterized. The record is from RefSeq and is a predicted model, not a curated record. NCBI's taxonomy places the organism in Eukaryota, Fungi, Ascomycota, Sordariomycetes, Sordariales, Chaetomiaceae. Bases 1 to 1071 code for a protein of 356 amino acids. The transcript has a single exon.
AUGCCGGGCAUUACGAUCACCACCAAACUUCCACCGCGGACAGCAGAGGCCGGGACAACGCCUCCAUGCCAGGCUUCAGCCUCGUCGCGACAGCAAUCGCCAUCGCGCCCCCAUGUCAGCCCUAUCACUCCGACUCAAGAAUCGACAGAGUUUAUGGGCUCCCGUCCGGCCCACCCCGCCCCAACAACGGCACAGAGCACAUUACCAGACUUUGCGGCCGGCCGGCCAGUCUUCACACACACAACCCAGACCGAUCAAGUCGGCAUGACGCCGCCACCAGCGCAACCCAUCGACUUCGAGUCAAACCCGGACGUGCUCGCUCUCAAGAGCGCGAUAUCAAUAUUACAACUCCAACGCGCCCGCGCGACUGCCGAUGUCCAGUUACUAAGUCGCGCCAAGGACGCGGCGCUUGCCAACCCGGAAGCCUUCACCGCUGACCUGGUAAGCGGGAGGGUGCGCAUGGAAGGCGAUCCCCUAACAUCGGGGAGGAUGCGGAGCGCGAACGGGGGCCCAGCAGAAAACGACUCCGAAUCCGAAUCCGACUCCGACGCCGACUCUCACCCCGCCGACCAAAACGGCGACGGCACCCGCCAGCAGGUCACACCCGAAUCCGAGUUCAAAACCGACAGCCGCACCACCCCGACAUCACCAACAACAACAACAACAACGACGACGAACGGCGCCGAAGGUUCGAACCAAAGAAGCCACCACCCCUCAUCAUCAUCCGCAUCAUCAUUAGCACCAGGAACAGCGUCAGCACCUGCCUGGCAAACCCUUCCCAAGCCCCAGACCGUCGUGCGCUGCCCGCCCAUCAACUGGGCACAAUAUGGCGUGGUGGGCGAGUCGCUCGACAAGCUGCACGCGGAGCAGGUGGCGGCGCCGACGCCCGGCGCGCCCAUGGCCCUGGGCCAGGGCGGGGCCUACGCGUUCAAGGCUGGUGCCGCCGCCGCCGGCGGUGGUGGUGGCGGUGGUGGUGGUGGCGAGCCGGCACGGCGGUUGAACGGGGUCGCGGCGCCAUAUAACCCGAUGAAGGAUAAGGUGGAGAAGAAGGGGAGGGGUGGGAAGCGAUGA